This is a messenger RNA of Dothidotthia symphoricarpi CBS 119687, 1000 nucleotides long. RefSeq lists its product as uncharacterized. The transcript is spliced from 2 exons. Gene Ontology annotation, molecular function: RNA binding. The coding region runs from base 92 to 766 and encodes 224 amino acids. Lineage: Eukaryota; Fungi; Ascomycota; Dothideomycetes; Pleosporales; Dothidotthiaceae. The record is from RefSeq and is a predicted model, not a curated record. Gene Ontology annotation, cellular component: nucleolus.
CUCAAUCCUCUCUCUUAUACAACAGUCGCACCCCUUCCCCAACCCACAUACCCCCAAACCCCCCCACCAAAAGCGCAAAAAAACUAAGGAAAUGGCGCCCCCACCCCCCAAAAAGCGCAAAACCACCACCCUCCCCGCCGCCCCCGAGAAAAUCUCCUUCGACCCGGACGCGCGCGCAGAGUACCUAACCGGCUUCCACAAGCGCAAGGUGGCGCGCACGAAGCAUGCGCAGGAGGAGAAUGCGAAGCGGGAGAAGGAGGAGAAGUUGAGGUUUAGGAGGGAGUUACGACAACAGCGCAAAGACGACCUCGAAAAACACGUCGCAGAAGUAAACCGCCUCGUCCGCCAAGCAAACGGAGACCUGAACCUCGAUCUUCCGCACGACUCCUCCUCCUCCGACAAUGACGACGACUUUAAGGGCUUCCCUGACCCCUCUACUUCCACCCCCAGCGACCCACCCCCCCUCAACAUCGCAGACGAGUACCUAGACGCCGACAAGCACACAACCGUAACCAUCGAAUCGGUAACCAUCGACCGGUCGGGCUUCUCCCGCCCCGGCGAUGUAGACGAGGAGGCGGAGAUGAAGCGCAAGAAGGCCGAGGAGACGGGGGCGAAGCGCGUGUGGACCAAGGCGUGGCCGAAGAGCGAUAAGCCCAAAGUUCGGAAGAAGAAGUUUCGCUAUGAGACCAAGGUGGAGAGGAAGGCGGAGCGGUUUAAGCAGGGGCUUAAGAAGAAGAAACAGGCUGCUGCGAGGAAGGGGGAGUAGGUGUGUUUGGUAUGGGUUUGUGGGGGGUUGUGGACUGUUGCUGGGGAUGGAGUGGGUUGGAUGGACUUGUCAGCGCAUAGCAAGACGUGGUGUUAUGAGUGCUGGGUUUUGGCGGUGAGAAGCAGUAGUGGUUGAUGCUUAUAUGAAAGCAAUGAUUGAUUAGAGGAUAGACGAUGGUGUAUAAAGUGAAGGAUCAAGGCACAACGUCAAGUCUGAGAAACUGCCAAACAGUGC